AUGUCUUCACCGCUCGCCGUGGAGGGGCGGGUCGACUUCAAGCCCGCCGGAGCUGGCAAAUAUUGUCACACAUGGUACAAAAUAUUUGGGGAUCUCCCCGCACGCGUAUAUCGCCCCCUGAUAGUUAUCCACGGCGGUCCAGGAGCCGUGCACCAAUACCUCCUCCCAAUCGCAGACCUAUCCAUCGCGCAAUCCAUGCCCGUCAUCUUCUACGAUCAAAUCGGCACUGGAAACAGCACGCACCUAUCCGAACUCGAGGGCAACCCGUCCUUCUGGACCGAGUCGCUCUUCCUUGCCGAGCUGCAAAAUCUCAUCGACAAGCUCGGGAUCCAGGACGAUUAUGCCAUCCUGGGCCACUCGUGGGGCGGAAUGCUCGGGGCACGACACGCGGCCGGCCGCCCACCGGGGCUGAAGCGGCUCGUCCUCGCCAACUGCACGACGAGCAUGAAUUCGUGGCAGCAGUCAGUCGCCGCGCUCCGCUCGGGCCUACCGCAAGAGGUCCAGGACACGCUACGGAAGCACGAAGAAGACGACACGAUCGACUCUGCAGAGUAUCGGACAGCUGUCGCUGAGUACCGCCGACGCCACGUAUGCCGAAUCGAUCCCAUGCCUGAUGAGCUCGUCAACACGCUCGCGGAAAUCAGAAAGGAUCCUACGGUACCGUUCCGCGUCACGGGCGUCUUGAAGGACUACUCCGUCGAGAAAGAUAUCGCCGGUAUCACCGCCCCUACUCUUCUCAUCAAUGGACAAUACGACGAAGCUCAAGAUGACACGAUCCAAGGAUUUUUUGCGUCUAUUCCCAGCGUGAGCUGGACGAAAUUCGUCAAUUCAAGUCAUACACCUCACCUCGAGGAGCGCGAACGUUUUUUGCGUGUCAUUGGUGCGUUCUUAUCAUAG
Punctularia strigosozonata HHB-11173 SS5 is the source of this 897-nucleotide messenger RNA. Its product is annotated as prolyl aminopeptidase. The transcript is spliced from 3 exons. Gene Ontology annotation, biological process: proteolysis. NCBI's taxonomy places the organism in Eukaryota, Fungi, Basidiomycota, Agaricomycetes, Corticiales, Punctulariaceae. The record is from RefSeq and is a predicted model, not a curated record. Gene Ontology annotation, molecular function: peptidase activity. Bases 1 to 897 code for a protein of 298 amino acids.